GUAACAGAUUGGUUGGCACAUUCAUUUGAUGACUUCUUUGGAAACACAAGUAUUUCUUCUGGUGCCAUUCCUGUGAAGCCACUAGAAGGCAACUCUGGAAGAAAGCGACAGCAGAAGAAGAAAGACCUGUCUUCUGUGCCAGAAAGUUGCAACCCCAAAGUUCUGCCUCGAAAAAGAGCAAAGUCGUCUUCAGUAGACCUGCCUUGUAACAAGCCCAGACAAAACUGGAGCCAAUCUCAUGAUGAGCCGUGGGUAGAUAGAUACAAACCUGAGACUCAGAAUGACCUUGCUGUGCAAAAGAAGAAAAUUGAAGAAGUUGAAACCUGGUUAAAAACGCACGUAUUUCAGAGGCAGCCGAAGCAGGGUGGCUCUGUUUUACUGCUAACUGGCCCUCCUGGUUCUGGAAAGACUGCAACUAUACGAAUAUUAGCAAAAGAUCUUGGCAUUCAGGUGCAAGAAUGGACCAAUCCAAUAUCUUUAGACUUCACAAAAGAAGACUUAAGAAAUAUGUUUGGCCGUGACUCAAAUUUUCAUAUGUUUCCAAGUCAGGCCCAAGCCGCUCUCUUUCAAGAUUUUCUAUUAAGAGCAAAUAAGUAUAACAAACUUCAGAUGCUUGGGGAGUCCUCAGAAAAUGAUAAAAAGUUUAUUCUUGUUGAAGACAUACCUAACCAAUUCUAUCGAGACCCUAGCAGCCUACAUGAAAUUCUCAGGAGAUUUAUUGGUACAAGUAGAUGUCCCCUUAUAUUUAUAAUCUCGGAUAACUUCAGUGGAGACAGCAACCAGAGGUCACUAUUCCCAACAGAAAUUCUAGAGGAGUUGUGUAUAUCCAAUAUUAGUUUCAAGCCUGUUGCACCGACAAAUAUGAUGAAAGUUCUUAAUCGAAUAGCUGCAACAGAAACUAGUGUG
This is a messenger RNA of Leptosomus discolor (cuckoo roller), 906 nucleotides long. Lineage: Eukaryota; Metazoa; Chordata; Aves; Leptosomiformes; Leptosomidae. The record is from RefSeq and is a predicted model, not a curated record.